Molecule: messenger RNA, 1455 nt
Organism: Akanthomyces muscarius
Lineage: Eukaryota; Fungi; Ascomycota; Sordariomycetes; Hypocreales; Cordycipitaceae
Exons: 1
Coding region: 1-1455 (484 amino acids)
Biological process (GO): transmembrane transport
Molecular function (GO): transmembrane transporter activity
Source: RefSeq, a predicted model, not a curated record
AUGGCACGCCAAUCGCCCCCCUGGGGGUACCGAUGGCGAUCGCAGCGCCUCUUCAUCAUUGUCACGGUAGGCAUCGGCCUGUUCAGCGACCUCUUCCUUUACGGCAUCGUCGUCCCCGUCAUGCCCUUUGUGCUGCGCGACCGUCUGGGCAUCGACGACUCCGCCAUCCAGACGCAGACGUCGCGCCAGCUCGCCGCCUACGCGGGCUCCUCGGUGCUCUUUGCGGUGCCGGUCGGCUGGGCCGCCGAUAGAUUCGGCUCGCGCAAGUUGCCCUUUGUGGUCGGCAUCGUGGCGCUGCUUGCCAGCACGGCGAUGCUCUGCGCGGGCACGACCCUCGCCGUCCUGCUGGCGGCGCGGCUGCUGCAGGGCGUCUCGGUGGCCAUUGUUUGGGCGGUCGGGUUUGCCACUCUCCAGGACCUCGUCGGCGCCAGCGAGCUGGGCCGCGUGACGGGCUCCAUCUUCUCGUUUGUAUCGGUGGGCGAAUUGUUGGCGCCGGCGCUCGGGGGGUGGCUAUACGACUCUGGCGGGAUGAAGGCCGUGUUUACGCUCUGCGCUACGGUGCUGCUUGUUGAUCUUACCAUGAGGCUGCUGAUGCUUGAUAAACUGGAGAUGGAAAAGUACAGAGUGGUGUCGGAUCUAGAUGAGGAUGAGUCGGAUUCCAACUUGAGCGAGAGCACUACUGCGCAAGGCUGCGUCGGCGAAGACGACGAGAGCUCGCCUUUACUUCGGCGACGUAACGAGCUAAAAAGCUGCGAGUUCAGAAUACCUGAGAAUGCUGGUUGGCUGGCGCGCAACCUCCCUGUGCUGUUCUGCAUGCGCAACUCGCGGCUCUCAAUGGCCAUGGCCAUCGCCCUUGUGCAGGGCAUAGUUGUCGGUGUUAUUGACGCGACCGUGCCAAUCCAGUUGACAAGUCUCUUUUUGUUCACUUCCAACCAAGUUGGCAUGACUUUUGCCUGCAUGAUAGUGCCACUUGUCGGAUUGGGCCAGCCCGCUGGCUGGGCAGUGGACAGAUACGGCCCAAGGGCGCUGGCGACGACGGGAUACGCGCUACUGGUGCCUGCAGUUGGCCUUUUCUCCCUGCCAUCGCUUGAAAUACUGUCUGACGCUGCCAGACUGCCAUUCUUUUGCGUCGUUCUGGCACUCAACGGCGUGGCGCUUGCAUUGACGGGUCCAAUCAGCUAUGUCGAGGCCGGAAGUGUCAUAGAGUCGUACCACAUGGCCAAUCCUGGUUUUUUUGGCAAGCACGGGCCGUAUGCGCAGCUUUAUGGAUUCAAUUCGCUGUUCUUCUUUGGAGGUUUGGCCAUUGGACCGCUGGUUGGUGGCUGGCUUAGCGAAGCCUACGGCUUCCACGUUAUGGCGCUUGUAUUCGCUGGCGUCGCCGCGGUCAUGCUUGCGUUGGUUUUGGGACUUGUUGGGAAGACUUCGGCGGAGGUGUUUUGUAAGAAUGACGAGUAA